Molecule: messenger RNA, 615 nt
Organism: Alternaria alternata
Lineage: Eukaryota; Fungi; Ascomycota; Dothideomycetes; Pleosporales; Pleosporaceae
Product: RmlC-like cupin
Exons: 2
Cellular component (GO): cell wall
Molecular function (GO): manganese ion binding
Source: RefSeq, a predicted model, not a curated record
AAAUCCCGCACCGUCAACCCCGAGCUGAACGCCGCCCUCCGCAUGGCAGCCACAAACUUCGACCGACAAGCUCUCCUGCCUGCCGACACAGACUGGUACUACGACUUCGACUCGAACCCAAACUACGACUCACCCAACGGCGCCGUCAUCAACGCCGACGCUGCCAGUUUCCCUGCUCUCACUGGCAUGGGAUCUAGCAUUGCCUUGCUCAAGCUAGCUCCCUGCGGAAUGCUGCCACCGCAUCUGCACCUCAGGGCUACCAACUUGGUCACUGCCAUCACGGGUAACACAACGAGUUACAUGAUUGGGGAAAAUGGAGUCAAGACCAGAAAAGUUGAUUUGAUCCCCAUGCGUGUUACCAUUUUCCCUCAAGGAAGUCUCCACACGAUGCAGAACAAUGAUUGCGAACCCGCUCUCCUCCUCAGCGCACUCAACAGUGACGACAGUGGUACCCUCAAUAUCCUACCCAGCCUCUGGACCGUCCCACAAGAUGUCAUCAGCGCUGGUUUCGGCGAUGCGUCUCUCAACACCGAGAGCCUUGGCCAGAUGAUUCCUGCAGUGGGUACCGGAGCUAUUAUUGGGAGUGCGGAGUGCAAGAAGAAGUGUGGUAUCCAG